Molecule: messenger RNA, 2627 nt
Organism: Pelodiscus sinensis (Chinese soft-shelled turtle)
Lineage: Eukaryota; Metazoa; Chordata; Testudines; Trionychidae
Gene: MBD3
Product: methyl-CpG binding domain protein 3
Biological process (GO): DNA methylation-dependent constitutive heterochromatin formation; negative regulation of transcription by RNA polymerase II
Cellular component (GO): nucleus
Molecular function (GO): methyl-CpG binding
Source: RefSeq, a predicted model, not a curated record
GGAAGAGCCCAAGUGGGAAGAAGUUCCGAAGCAAGCCUCAACUGGCCCGUUACCUGGGGAGCUCCAUGGACUUGAGCUCUUUUGACUUUCGCACAGGCAAAAUGCUGAUGAGUAAGAUGAAUAAGAACAGACAGAGGAUGCGCUAUGACUGUUCUAACCAAGCCAAAGGUAAACCUGACUUAAACACUGCACUCCCGGUCAGACAGACAGCCUCAAUUUUCAAGCAGCCUGUCACUAAGAUCACAAACCAUCCUAGCAACAAAGUGAAGAGUGAUCCUCAGAAAGCUGUGGACCAGCCCCGCCAGCUCUUCUGGGAGAAGAAACUAAGCGGACUGAAUGCCUUUGACAUUGCAGAAGAACUGGUGAAAACAAUGGACCUUCCAAAGGGUUUACAAGGGGUUGGACCUGGUUGCACAGAUGAAACCCUUCUGUCUGCGAUAGCCAGUGCCCUGCACACUAGCACUAUGCCCAUCACUGGACAGCUCUCUGCAGCUGUGGAGAAGAACCCUGGAGUUUGGCUAAAUACCUCACAGCCACUCUGCAAAGCAUUUAUGGUGACGGAUGAAGACAUUAGGAAGCAGGAGGAGCUUGUACAGCAGGUGCGGAAGAGGCUCGAAGAGGCACUGAUGGCUGACAUGCUUGCCCACGUGGAGGAAAUAGCAAGGGAUGGUGAUGCUCCUUCAGAGAAGGACGGGGGUGAUGAAGAAGGGGAGGAAGAGGAGGAGGAACAAGAUCAUGACCAGGAGAUGGAGAAUGUAUAGUCCAGGGAGUUCCGUCUAAGAAUCCCUUGUCUAAAACCCUAUCAGCAGGGUCAGCACAACUAUUUACAAACCCAAGAGUGUCUACAGACUAAAUUGCACCAACCAUCCAACUGUACCUUUGAGCAUGUUCAAAACCACUUCAGGAAAAAGUUGAGAAGCUGAUUGCUCAUUAAUUGCUGGGUAUUUUUGAAGAUGAACUUGACUAAACUAUAUUUCUCCUUCCUUUUCUAAAGGGUCAGGGGAAUACAAAAGUGUGAAGGGAAAUAAAGGAAUGCAAAAAAGGGGGGGAAACCUAAAACUUGAAACCAAAUUCCCUUUUAUUCAUGGGUCAAUAAUAUAAAGGAGUCAAAUUUUUCCAGACUCUUCUAUCAUUGUACCUUUUAACAGUGACCUAGAGAAACCAUUUUUCUCACCCUAACACACAAGGGGAGGGCAAGAGAGAUGCUCUUUCACUCUGUAGCCACUAUGCUACAGGCUACCCGUUCGUACCAGACUGUAUGUUGUAGAUUCUCAUUCUGUAUGUGAAUUCAGGACACUAGAUUUCGUUUUCCUCUCAAAAUUAGAAUGGACUUAAUGAGUAGUCUUUAGAGAUGAAAAGCUGGUACCUCUUCCAAUUCAGCCUGUAAUGAGUUUGGAAAGUUACACUCUAUGAAUCAGUUUUGUAUCAGAGACACCCUGUUUCUAUACCUAGUUCCAACACUGCAUUGGUUGCCAAUACUUGGCAUGGAAGCCUGUGUGUCCAGACAUAGCUCAUUAGGUGUUUCAGAACUAAGUAUAUCGAUGGCUGUAGUGACUUGGUGCAAGUCUGGUUGGAGACACCUUUUCAGCUAAAACAGAAAGUACAGUAGGACUUAUUUCUGGACAACGAUGAGGAAAAUUUCCUCCUCUCUUUUCAGGUGCCAAGUAUCCCAGUCUCUGUUUUAGUAUAUGUGGAGUGAAGGAAGUCCAGUCCCAUAGACUUUUCUGUACAGCUGCACAUGAAUGCAGUAAUAUUCCGACCUCUCUUAAAAACAAGAGAGGCAAAAGUUUUUGACUUUUCUAUAAUAUCUAAUGAUGAAUCUAAUGCUUUUUAUUGACUCUUUCUUACUUGCAUGUGCAGUGGAGUAACCAGCAUUCUUUGUCCAACAGUGAAAUGAUGUGAAACUUGCCUUAAUGUGUUCAUAAGUAUUUGGCUUCACCAUGGGUACCUUGAAUUAUUCCUCAAUCUCUUCUUGUGCAUCUUUAAGCAGAUAGAGAGGGAAACUAGUGACGGAUGAAAAUGAAUCAUCUAGGAGGGAUGGACUGAGGAGAUGGGGAAGAUCUGAGUUUAUAGAUUGAAGAAAAUAUCCAUUUGGAUACAAAUUCUUUUUGUCUUUGGAUAUCCAUGAAUAAUUUGUGCUUGCAAGUGUCCAUUGACACUGAGAGUAUAGUAUAAAAGUUGGAUUCAAAUACUGCACUUCUGUCAGUUGUAUGAAUUUCUGGUCUCUCUCAGUUUAGGACAGAAGUAGUCCUAGAGUCUCUAUCAUAGAGGAAUGUUUAGCAAUAACAGUGAGGGCCCAGGGGCAUUUCCUGGAAAGUAAUUACCACCUUUGGCGGUAGUUCUAUUCAAGCCACUAUGUUAUCUGAGAAAUGUCCCAUGUCAAAGAGACUAAUGCUAUAUUAAUCCUUUCCUUUAAAAAAAAUUCCACGGGAUUGUUCAUCAUUUAGAGUACUACAAGAAGGCUGGAUUUGUAUCUUACUGCUGCUGUUGCAGGCAUUGCUUUGGCAGUGGUACAGCUGCCAGUUAGAAUUAUUUUCAUUUUUGAAGUCUUGUUACAGUUUUUAUUGUGUAAACCUGUCCUCUGUAAUUCAUUGUGUUCAAUUAAAUGUUUCUUUCAGAAAGUAGAA